AUGGAACGUUACUCUACGAAAGGGAAGAAACCACUGAAGGGAAAUAACUACUUAAGGAGAGAGCGACCACGCCCUGAGUACGCAGCCAAGGCUCCCACAUACGAGGAGAACCCGAUCACCCGUGUCAAGGAGCCGUACUUUCCACCACGCAAACGCCUUCCCAGAAUCCUGUCUGGAAUUGCUGUCAUUAUCAUCAUGAUGACUCUAGUGAUGAUAUUCAUCGUCGCAGUGAUCAUGUACAGAGUGCUGGUCAGCAUACCACUUUUUCAACACGCUAGCACACGUCCACGGGCCCAGCUAAUAGCCUCUUUCUCGUCGGCUAUCGUCAACCUUUUAUGCAUUAUGGCCCUGGGGCGAGUGUAUGAAAAACUGGCAUUGAAAAUGACACAAUGGGAGAUGCACCGUACCCAGACAGAGUUUGAAGACCAGCUGACCUUCAAGGUGUUCCUCUUCCAGUUUGUCAACUUCUACUCAUCCAUCAUCUACAUAGCUUUCUUCAAGGGAAAGUUUGUUGGUUACCCUGGCCUCUACACUACAUUCUUUGGCCUGAGGAGUGAGGAUUGUAACAAUGGGGGCUGCCUGGUGGAGUUAGCCCAACAGUUGGCAGUCAUUAUGAUUGGCAAGCAAAUGAUCAACAACGCACAGGAAAUCAUCGUACCGAAGGUGAAGGCAUUCUUUCAUCGUAUGAAGAUCAAGGUGGACAAAUCUCGCGUCCAGUCACGUUGGGAGGAAGAUUACCAGCUGAUAGAGAAUGAGGGACUGUUUGCAGAGUACCUUGAAAUGGUUUUGCAGUUUGGGUUCAUUACAAUCUUUGUGGCAGCCUUUCCGUUGGCUCCCUUGUUUGCUCUCCUCAAUAACUGGGUGGAGAUACGACUCGAUGCCCAAAAGUUUGUCAGUGAAACCCGCAGACCGGUGGCUGACCGAGCGCAGGACAUUGGUGUCUGGUUCUCCAUUAUGGAUGGACUGGCGCAGAUAGCUGUCAUUAGUAAUGCAUUCUUGAUUGCGUUUACAUCAGAGUUCCUACCUAGAUUGCUCUACCAGUAUCAGUAUAACUGGAACCUGGAGGGGUACACAAACUUCACACUGGCAAUGGCCCCUAAUGGGACCCUAAGUCAGCCAUGCAGGUACAAGGGAUUCCGAGACAAUGAAGGCAACUACACCAUGUUUUUCUGGCAUUUAUUGGCUGUCCGUCUUGCCUUCGUCAUCGCUUUUGAGCACGUGGUGUUUGGUAUCUGCCGCCUGAUUGACAUCCUGGUUCCCGAUGUCCCAGAAAGCCUCUCUCUGAAGAUCAAACGUGAGCGCUACCUAGCCAAACAAGCACUAGCUGACACAGACACCAUCAUGCAGAUUGCGAGAGGCGAGGAUGCAGGCUAGGGGAGUUAAUGAAACAUUCAAGGGAGAGCAUCCACACAGGGGAGAUAAUGGUGCAUUUAAGGGAGAGCAUCCACACAAGGGAGUUAAAGAUGCAUUUAAGGGAGAGAAACCACAAUUGUAUGAACACCUUUUGCAUGACUAUGUCAUUGCUCUAUGAAACAUUUUCUGUGACACUUCAACAUGGAAACUUCCAAUAAAGAUACGAUUUGUCUGGGUAUAAUUGAUGAUACACUAAAAGAUUUGUAACGAUAGAUUGUGAGAUUUAGAAUCAUACACUAUAAUAAUAUUAACAAUAUACCAUGAGAUGAGAAUAAACCCCACCACAAAAUUUAUUUUAGGGUGCAUGUCGCACAGCAGACAUUUGGGGUACUGUAGUACUUUUUAUUCUGAUUAAUAUAAUGAUAUACAGAUUUAUAUAAGAUUAAUCAUGUAUAUUCAAAAUAAAAAUGUGUUUACAAAUGAUAUUAUAAUACUGUUCUUUUACUUAAUUUAAUAUAUAUUUGAACUGUUGUAUUUACAAGACAAUUUUUAAAUGUAUUUUUAUAUAUUUUUUCUGCAAUUAUCAUUUGUUUGUGAAUAAGAACACCAUAUUCUUAUUAGAUUUAUUCUUUUUUUUCCUACAUCUCAUGUAGUAAUAAUUGAUCUAAUAUAAAAUCAUUAAAACUAAACAUUUUAUCAACACAGAUGGAACAAAUAAUAUAGAAUUUUAUUUUCAAAUCUGUUAUUGCAUGUGUAUGUAUGCUUAUGAUCUAAGAUGUGGCAUAAUGGUUAGUGACCUCUGAUUGUACAUAUGAACGUUGUUCUGGGAAAACAGGGCUUAAUGCAUGUACAUAAAUUGUUGUCCCAAUUUAGACUGUGCAGUCCACAGUGGCCAAUAAAGGGCAAUACUGUCUAUCUAGACUGGAUUUAUGUUUAGAAAGUACUUUCUUUAAAUCAAAAUUGAAGGGCAAAGUGUUGUCUCUGAUCUGCACUGACUAACUUGGGUUGACACUUAAUGCAUACGCAUUAGGCCCUGUUAUGUCAGAGUCAGAUUCCUAUUGAAAGCAUAUUGAUGAAAUAUAGUACUUGGCACAUGGUAAAACCAUGGAAGCAUUAUACUGCUUGUUGUUGCUUAUCGUGAUGUUGAAAAGGGCAUGUGCAUUUACCUAUAGUUUACCGAUAGUAUAUAAUUGUUUUAUUCUUUUUGUCUUUUAGGUGGUUAUUUACACCACUUAGUGUUGUAUAACACUUGUAUUGGCUUUAGUUUUAGGAAUAUAUGUGAAAGGCUCAGACAUAUGUUUGAAAAACUACUAUUUACUUCACAUGUGUAUUGCCUGUAGGUAAGAAAUUGGGGUUUGUGGAAGCCAUUCACAAUUAUUUAGUUAUGAUUUUGUUUUAUUUGAGACUUUUUGACUCUGUAUUUGAUGCAUGAUUCUUAACCCUUUGCAUGCUGGGAAAUUUGUCGUCUGCUAAAAUGUAGUCUGCUGAAUUUCUAAAAUUAGCAUUUUCUUUGAAUUUUUUUCAAAGAAUACUAUCAGAAUAGCAAACAAUUUGGAUCCUGAUGAGACGCCACGUUUUGUGGCAUCUCAUCUGGAUCCAAACUGUUUGCAAAGGCCUUCAAAAUUCGGUUCCAGCACUGAAAGAGUUAACCUUAUACCUCUCUGAUGCGCACUUUCAUGCAUUUAUAGUCCCUUAGAAAACCAAAUAAAAUGUUAGCCCUUUCUUACUAGAUUCAAGUUUUUAAGCCUUUAUUUCUAAACCCUAACAUACCUAUGCGCCGCAAACAGCAUACAACCAAAACAAACAGCAAGUUACUUGCAGGCUGUUCUGGUUUUAUGCUGGUUGCCUGUAGCCAUUUUCACUUUGGUUCUGAGAGUGAAAUGAUUAAUGACCAACCAUUGCUAUUGUUUGUGAGCUUCAUGUGAUACUGAUGUAAACCAUUUCAACUGUGUGUAAACCAUUCCAACUAUGUGUAAACCAUUCCAACUCUGUGUUAACAUUCCUUCUUGCACAUUUAAGCCACAUAUUACUCUAGGUUUGCAUCAUUCUGCAAAAAAGGGAAGCUACAUUGCAUAUGCGUAAAGUGUCCUCCCAGGCUAGCCCGUCCAGUCCUUUAAUAAAUGCAUUAAACUGUUUAACAACAAACAGAUAUGAGGUUUCAGUAAAAAUGUUAUUUAUUUGUAUAACCAUUGAACACAAAUUCAAGCUAGUGGAUCGUAUGAUACAAAAAUAAAUUGUACUAUAGCUAUGAUCAAUAUAUGCAAAUUUAAGUCAUAUAUACUUUCUUCUGAGAUUUCAAUUAUUUGGUUUUAUCUGCUCACCCCAGCGCAACGCACUCAAUGUAAGCUUUUGUGUUCACUGUUUGUUCAUUGUUUGUUGACUUGUUCCUCGUCCAUCAAUUGUGCGUUGCAACAUUAUAUUUAAACAGGGCUCAAUGAAUGUUCAUAAAAUAACGUCCCAGAUUAGCCUGUGCAGUCAGUGCAGGCUGAUAGCAAACUUACCUUUCCACUUAAAUGGAGUUUUUAUUUUAAAGGAAGUCUCUUCCCAAUGAAAAUCCAGUUUACUGCGCUCAAUACCUUGUAUUGUAUUGACUUUUAUUAGUCCCCUUCCGGUUUCACCGGAGGGACUUAUGGUUUGCGCUCUGUGUGUCUCUCAGUCCGUCAGUCUGUCACACUUUUCUGGAUCCUGCGAUAACUUUAAAAGUUCUUCAUAUUUUUCAUGAAACUUGAAACAUGGACAGAUGGCAAUAUGGAGAUUAUGCACGUCAUUUCAUUUUGUCCCUACGUCAAGAAUUCCGGUUGCUAUGGCAACAAAUAGACUUAAAUAUUGCUGAAAAUGGUGGAUCCUGCAAUAACUGGUAGGGGACUUUUAUUGCUUGGCAAUAGUCUUGUUAUGUAGAUAAUUUUAGAUGUGUUUCAUAUACACCUUGAAUAUAACUGUCAAACUUUUUUUCGUUUGUGAUUGCAUUACAUUUUUGUGUUAAUUGUAGUAUUUUACAUUUGUUUGCAGUCUUGUGUGUUGGGGAAAAAAGAAAAAAAAAAAAGUAUAGAAUUAGAAACUUACUUUUACAUCAUAGUGUUCAUUUUUAACUAAAAUGAUCUAUAAAUUGGUUUGUGUAUUCAAUAUACUUAUGUAAAAUCGUUGUGUUGGAAUUUUAUUUUAUUUUGCUAUAUUUAGCAUGUAUACUUAUGAAGUGUUCAUGCAACAGUUGAUAUUUUAUGAAUAAAUUAAGUAGUUUGUUUACAAAGGGUUGUAGUUUGGGCCUUGUUUUGGCAAACUGAGCUUCAUGCAUGUGCGUAAAGUGUCAUCACAGAAUAGCCCGUGCAGUCUUCACUGGCUUAUCAUUGAAGACAUUAUAAUCUUGUUACGAAUUUUUAGUUUGUAGGAAGUCACUUCUUAAUGAAAUUGAGUAAAGGGGGAAAGUGGCCUUCCUGAUCAGCUUGUGCUCACUGCACAUUUCUUAACCCUUUGCAUGCUGGGAAAUUUGUAGUCUGCUAAAAUGUCGUCUGCUGUAUUUCUAAAAUUAGCCUUUUCUUAGAUUUUUUUCAAAUAAUACUAUCAGAAUAGCAAACAGUUUGGAUCCUGAUGAGACGCCACGUUCUGUGGCGUCUCAUCUAUAUCCAAACUGUUUGCAAAGGCCUUUAAAAUUCGGUUCCAGCGCUGAAAGGGUUAAAACACAGUAUUAUGUGAAGUUGGAAUAAGACAUCAAUUUGGGAAUAAAUUGUUAUUUUUCAAAAGUGCAUAAUAUGUAGUUUAAUAUGUUGUUUUUAUUUAGUUUGACAUAUUAUAAUUAAAACAGAUACUUGCAUACAUAAUAGCAUCAUUUAAAUUAAUUUUACUGCAAAACUGGAUUGUUUAUUGAUUUUUUUUUAAAUCCUCAUGAAAUGAAACGCAUGACGCAUGGACACAGUUUAAAAAUACAGUAAAAAUUAUGAAAAUACAAAUACUCUUAAUGAAAAAGUCAUGGAAAAUUGCUUAUUAAUCUUGUAGUAUAGAUAAAAUAUUAGAGAAAUAGAUACAGACCAUGAAAUUAGUAGUUUGAGAAAAUCACCAAAAUGAUGUCCAUUCCACGUUUGAUGUCUUAUUCCAAAUUCACAUAAUACAAUGUUCUUAAGCACAAUUUUCCCAGGACGCAUGCUCAUUUGAUUAAUGGAAGACAUGUCAUAUUGUGGAAGUGACUUCGAUACAGUUUUCGGUAUGUUUAUUGUUAUCUUGCAAUAUACCAUGACAAAAGUGUCUUGGGCCAAAGAAUUCCAAGUCGUUGUACCAAAUGUGUUUAAAAUGUUUGUACUGAACUAUUAUGAAUCUCAUAUCUUGUUCUACACAUUUUUAUCUGUUACAUUUUUCUGUUUACUUUUUAUAUUUUAGGGUGUUGUGUUUACAUUCUUGAUCAAAAUUUUAUUAGAAUAUUUAUUCUCUUGUUAAUAAAUGAAUUUAAAGUUA
This is a messenger RNA of Dreissena polymorpha, 5796 nucleotides long. Its product is annotated as anoctamin-7-like. Bases 1 to 1374 code for a protein of 457 amino acids. NCBI's taxonomy places the organism in Eukaryota, Metazoa, Mollusca, Bivalvia, Myida, Dreissenidae. Gene Ontology annotation, molecular function: chloride channel activity. The record is from RefSeq and is a predicted model, not a curated record. Gene Ontology annotation, cellular component: plasma membrane. The transcript is spliced from 12 exons. Gene Ontology annotation, biological process: chloride transmembrane transport.